Cantharellus anzutake is the source of this 911-nucleotide messenger RNA. RefSeq lists its product as uncharacterized. Bases 98 to 715 code for a protein of 205 amino acids. The record is from RefSeq and is a predicted model, not a curated record. Lineage: Eukaryota; Fungi; Basidiomycota; Agaricomycetes; Cantharellales; Hydnaceae. The transcript has 7 exons.
ACCUGUAGAGACUGUGCGGCAAUAAAUAGAUCCAAGCGGUAGGUGUACACCUGGAGAAACAAUCGAUCAAUUUGUACUUGUUGAUUCGUCUAGUGCCAUGAUGCUAGUGAAGCCACGCCGCGCAAGGAAAUUGCAACGAUACCUGCUUCCGCACGUGGAAAUCCAAUAUCUUCAUAGGAUACUUGAGCUGGACAGGCUCACCGUUACAACUGAAACGAUGUGUCACUUUUAUUGCUUCCCUGCCCUAAGGAAGUUCAAUGAAUUGAGGAUGCAAUAUGGCAACGGUGGUGCAGGCUUUGACGCAUAUGUUGCAGAAAAUAUUGGGAAAUAUACGAGGGUCCGCGAGGAAGCGGGAGGGUUUCAUGAAUGGAUGGACACAGUUAGGUUAGCGAGGCAAGAAGCCAGCGCCGCAAUGGACACCAAACUUCGCAUCUGGUGUAAGAAGAACAACUGGUCUGUUCGAUAUGCCCGGGAGUAUAUCUCCAAGACGCGGGAAUUCAGGUAUCACGUCGAUGAACAUUUUUGUCCCAUGGAUGACCAAACCUGGGUGGAUUUUGGCAGACGUCACAUGGGGAAUCUCCGCGCCCACCACAUCGAAAGGCUACAAAAACUUGAUGAAAUCAAGGUGUUCGAAUGCGACUGUGAUAACUCAAGAACAUUCACACCUUCGGGCCUUAGGAACCACUGGUAUGAAAAACACUACCAAUACCCGUGAGCUUCAAGCGCCUCUUGUCUCUCCUGCAUUCGUUUUACUCUGGUGUUUUCUUCUUCGUUAUGUACUGCACACUCUCGAGUAAUAUAGACUUCUGAUGUCCAGGAAUUGUUAAUUGACAGGCAGACUCAAGCCGAGAACGCUGCGUUCAUGAAACCGUCGAUUGAGGGCGGUAGUAGCGAUUCUCCAGUAAACGGGA